Seminavis robusta is the source of this 1465-nucleotide messenger RNA. The record is from the annotation of a GenBank genome assembly. NCBI's taxonomy places the organism in Eukaryota, Bacillariophyta, Bacillariophyceae, Naviculales, Naviculaceae.
GACACUAUGGUCUCAGCGGACUGCCUGGCUUAGGUUAGGAAAUCCAAUUUCCCGUUGCAGAUUCGAUUCGACAACGCCAACAAAAAGAUGAGGCUUCAAUGAGAAAUUGACUCGACUCGAUCUCGGACCUCUGUCUUGAAUAAUAUCCAGCAUUAUGUCGUCGUCCAAGGAAGAAACAACGGCCGACAAAGCCAACGGCACCGCUUUGGCGGCAGAACCCGAGUUUACUAUCGAUGGUGCUGAUGGAUCCGCAAUGGAUCAGAUCCAUCAAUCUACCGUCAGCAGUGCUCCACCGCCACCAGCACACAUGUUUCCUCCCGCUCAGCGCUCUGCUACCAACGCUCAUACCAGUACUACCAAUCCCCUUCCUGCUCAAGUACCGCUAGCAGCCGAUGACACUUCCAACGCUAACAGCAGUUUUGCCAGUCAACUUGCCGUGGAUCGUUCCAUGUUUGGUCCCAGUACUGGUCAAUGGUCUACCAAGUUCUUUUCGUGUUUUCAGGUCUUUUUCACGGCUCUUUUCUGGAUGGGAUGUUUCUGUUUCCCGUGUGUCUACGGCCAAUUGUUGCAACGCAUGAAUAUGGAUCUUACCGGACGAUCGCCGCAUCCCGAACGACCUCGUGUCAGUGGCGUCUGCAUGAGUGUGCUGGUCAUGACGACACUGGUCUAUUGCUUUUGGUGGAUGGGAGUCGAAGGAUUCCUCGUGGAUGUCAUGAAUUGGCUCUUUAUCGGGUACUGCAUCUUUAUGGGAUUCAUCUUACGCAGUAAAAUUCGAAAGAGAUUUGGAAUUGCACCCAUUACGACGUUUUUGACACUCUGUGAUGGGAUACUGGAAGACAUACUCCUUGCCGUUUGUUGCAAUUGCUGUUCUGCCAUUCAAAUGGCACGACACACACACGAUGAAUCACGAUUUCCCUACAAUGGAUGCAGUACCAACGGAUUGCCGUCUUAUGCACCGCAUUUGUGGGAUGGACCGGCAUUGUUAGGAGACGACAACGACAAUCCAGCAGCAGCAGCAAGAAGAAGAGCACCCCACCAGUACGAUAUUCAUCCCGCCUAUCGCAGCAGUCCGGCAAUGCAAGAAAUGGUCGAAUACCCUUACCAAAACAACAAUAAUCACAGCAGCAGCAGUAUCGUCCAACAACCACAAUCCUCCAAACAAGACGCACCCAUGACCAAUGUGGAAAUUGUUUAGCAGUCGAUCGAUGCAUGUACGUACGUUCAUUCCGAAUCAGAAGCAGCGUGCGUACUACGGGAUUCCUAUUUUAACGAAGGCGUGCCUGGUUUGAAGCCACGGCCUGCACGAACACAAAGGACAUCUCUGUAGCUAGAGUUUUCGAGCUACCGUACAUGCAACCGAUCUCGGGAAACUGCUACAAUGUAGACCGGUAGUCUAGUUGCGAAUAGGUUUUAAUAAAAACGUUGUUGACGUACGUGCUAGUAGGACUACAAUUAAUUAUUGUUC